CCAACACUUACAUUACAUAUUACAUAUAGAAGUAUUAAUUGUUAUUGAGAAGGCAAAAUGGGUCAGGGAAGAGGCAAUGCAAGAGCAAGUUUAGUAGGUGGAUUAGCUAUUAUUUGCAUCUUCUUGGCUUUAACUCAGCCUGCUAUUGCUGCUAUUUAUAAUGUUGGUGGUUCUAAUGGCUGGACUUUUAAUGUUCAGAAUUGGCCUACUGCCAAGUCCUUUAGGGCUGGUGAUGUUUUAGCAUUCAACUAUCCAAGGAGUCAACACAAUGUGGUGGCAGUGAGCAGAAGAGGAUACAACAGCUGCAGUGCACCAAGAGGUUCAAAAGCAUACCAAACUGGGAAGGACAGGAUCAGAUUGCGCAGGGGCCAAAACUAUUUUAUCUGUUCUUUACCAGGCCAUUGCAAAUCUGGAAUGAAAAUUGCUAUUAAUGCAGCUUAAUUACUCUACUAAUUACACUACUUUUUGUUAAUUACCAGUUUUAGCUGCUAAUUAACACAAUUAAGCUGAUGAUCUAGUUUUAUUAGCUAUAAAGGAUAGGAUAUGUGUUUGUGUGUGUCUACUUAUCUUGUUUAAUUAUACCACAUGAUGAUGAAGGGAAAUAAAGGCAUUAGAGAACCUUUUUUAAGUUUGUUGUGUCUACUUAGCUGUUUGAAUCGGAUUGUUAUAUUUCUAUUUAGAAACUUUCGUAUAAAAGAGUAUUAUUUGACUUAACGGAGAAAUAUAUGUUAAGAAAAAGUUAUGCUUGUUAUAAAUUUUGCCAUAUUGAAUUUGUAUGAGCCAAU
Messenger RNA from Amaranthus tricolor (Joseph's coat), 785 nucleotides. Its product is annotated as basic blue protein-like. Gene Ontology annotation, molecular function: electron transfer activity. Lineage: Eukaryota; Viridiplantae; Streptophyta; Magnoliopsida; Caryophyllales; Amaranthaceae. The coding region runs from base 58 to 441 and encodes 127 amino acids. Gene Ontology annotation, cellular component: plasma membrane. The transcript has 2 exons. The record is from RefSeq and is a predicted model, not a curated record.